Molecule: messenger RNA, 1326 nt
Organism: Suillus bovinus
Lineage: Eukaryota; Fungi; Basidiomycota; Agaricomycetes; Boletales; Suillaceae
Exons: 4
Coding region: 1-1326 (441 amino acids)
Source: RefSeq, a predicted model, not a curated record
AUGCUCGAUCUAGAUGCACCCCAUUUCUCCCAUUGGCUAACAGAACCAGUACUCGACUCUCCUACUUCUCCAAUACCCAUCCGCGGUGCUGGCCCGGAUCUGCAAUCGCAAACACUUUUCUCCUACCCUAACCAUAACUUUACGCCCAGCGCAUCAUUCUCCCCGUCGGAAUUUGCGGCACCGCUUCAGUUACCGAGAUCGUUAUCGCCGGCCGACGGCUCUGACGGCUAUCUCAGCUCGCCAGGUUUCCGCGUGUCAUCCAUAUCCCCCGCCGAGACUUCACUAAGACCACCAUCAUGGGCAAGUCAAUUGUGGGACUCGCCACAAUACGAAGCUUCCACGUCCUCAUCGCGUGUUCAUCAGCCCCUAUCAGAACACCCUUAUGCAGUCAAACGCCAACGCUUUCAACCUAGACGAGAUAUCUCAAGCUUGGGCUUCCAGUCUUCAAGCGCUCCAAUAAACACGGGCAUGCCGUCAAUGACGAGAAAUUAUAGUUCCCGUCGUGGCGAGUCUGUCAGCGUUAGCGAUGAUCGCGACGCAACCGUGCGACGCAAGAAGCGGCUAUCCACCGAAGAACUUUCCAGGGAGGACAAAUCAACAGACUCACCUCCUCUCAAGUCUAUACUUAAGCAGCCUAAACUAGCACCAAGUGCUUGGCAGCUUUACUUCACAGACUGGAUUCAACGGCACCAAGCAACGAGCACGAGAAAACUCAAUGUUGCACAAGCUGCCAAAGAAGCUGGUCAGGAGUAUGCUAAUCUGACUCCAGAAGAGAAGGAGCCUUACAAGCGACGGUCUGCCGUUCUGAAAGAGGCUCGGGAACGCGAAAACGCGGCCUACAUGAAGAGUCUCACUCCUGAUGAUAUCAAGAAGGAGAAUGCCUUCCGCACUGCCCAACGCAAGGCAGGUCGUUCUCGGAAGAGCAACAUCAAGGACCCAAACGCACCCAAGAAGCCGCUUAGCGCGUACUUCAUGUUCCUGCAGCGCAUUCGAUCCGACCCUGCCCUUGUGAGGGAGAUAUUUGGUGACGAGCAAGAGACGACUAAGCAAAGCGUGUUAGCCGCUGCCAAAUGGCGAUCGAUGACUGAUGAUGAGCGCAAGCCUUUCCUUGCGCAAGCCGAGCAGGAGAAGCUCGAGUAUGAGGCUGCACGGAGGCUGUACGAGGAGGGCACCACUGAUCUUGGCACAAGUAUCAAUUUCAGCAUCUUGCCAAGCAGCCCCGGCACCGAGAGUCCGUUCCGUGCCUUGCGGGCAAUGUCGUUCAGUUCGGAAAGCGAGAGCGAGGCGGCAACAACGGACGAUGGUGUCAGUCGAUACCGCAUAUGA